UUUGAACGUAACGUAAUUUCGAACUCAGUCCGGUGGACCAGGCCUCCGCGGUUGGAGCUCUGCUAUGUUUUAUAAGAAAGUGUGACAAAGUGAUAUUGAUUAAUUGUUCAAAAGUGGUCUAUAAGUGGUUGAAAUGGAGGGAGUGAGAGAUAAGGAGUUCUUCAGAAAGAUGGAAACGGAGCUGUUGAGGCGGAUCCUUAAAUUUCUGCGGGCGACAAAGGCAUUCCUAGACGCACUAAGCGAGUCGGGCGCGGCGUGCGUGUCCCGCGCGACAGCUGUCAAGUUUCUGCUCGCGCGCAAGUUCGAUGUUGCGCGCGCGCAUGCGCUGUGGCGGCAGCAUGAGGCCACGCGGCGGCGGGAAGGACUCACCAAGUUCGAGCCCUUCGAGGACCCGCUUAAGAGCGAACUGGAGACGGGGAAAUUUACUAUAUUGCCGGCCCGCGACGCGACGGGCGCGGCCAUCGCGGUGUUCACGGCCAACAAGCACUUCCCCGCACAGACCACGCACCAGAUCACGUUACAGGGUGUAGUGUACCAGCUGGACGCGGCGCUGCAGUCGGCGGACACGCAGCGCGCGGGGCUGGUGUUCGUGUACGACAUGACCGACUCCAAGUACACCAACUUCGACUACGAGCUGUCGCAGAAGAUACUCACCAUGCUCAAGGGAGGCUACCCGGCCAAGCUGAAGAAAGUGCUCAUAGUGACCGCGCCGCUCUGGUUCAAGGCGCCGUUCCGCAUCCUGCGUCUGUUCGUGCGCGAGAAGCUUCGCGAGCGCGUGCACACGGUCAGCGCGCCGCAGCUCAGCGCACACGUGCCGCGGGCCGCGCUGCCCGCGCAGCUGGGCGGGCUGCUGCAGCCCGACCACGCCGCCUGGUUGGAGCACUGCCGGCUGUGCUACACGGCUGCGCUGCAGAGCGGCAAGCUAGAGGGCGCCGCCGACGACUAUGUGAUCACCAACCACAUCCCGCCGGCCAAGCCGCAAAAUGGUAUAAUCCACAACGGCAGCAGUGACAUGAGCGGCGACAACGGCACCGCCAUGCACAUCAGCGAGUCGCCCUACACGUGCGAGCCCAGCCCGCUCAGGCAUACACAUAGCUACAAUGGAGACACAAAUAGUAUGAAAAGCAGGCAUAUUAACUCUGGAGACGAGGAUGACUUAGAUAUAAGCACGGGCCGCACGUGGUCGGACGCGGAACAGUCCCCAGCUCUAUCCGACGACGAGUGCUCGGGCGGCGGCGCGGCGCUGGCCCCGGCGGCGCUGCUGGCCCGCGCCCGCGCGCUGCGUCGCCGCGGCCUCGUGGCUGAAUAUGAGGAGAUACGGGCGCGCCCGCCAGCCGGCACGUUUCAUCAUGCCAAACUGCCAGCGAACCUAGCCAAGAACCGCUACACGGACGUCCUCUGCUACGACCACUCGCGCGUGGUUCUAUCCCAGGCGGACCCCAAUGAUCCUAGUUCAGACUAUAUCAAUGCGAAUUACGUGGACGGGUAUAAACAGAAGAACGCGUUUAUUUGUACACAGGGCCCUCUCCCCAAAACCUACGCAGACUUCUGGCGCAUGGUCUGGGAACAACACUCCCUAGUGAUCGUGAUGACAACUCGCGCGGUGGAGCGAGGGCGAGUGAAGUGCGGGCAAUACUGGCCGGCGGCGGGGCGCGCCGUGCACGGGCACCUCGCUGUGACCGCGCGGUCUGUGGUGCAGCGGGAACACGCCACCGUGUCGCUGCUCACGCUCACCAACCUACAGACGAACGAGUCGCGCCCCAUCUGGCACGGGCAGUACACGUGCUGGCCGGACUACGGCGUGCCGGGCGGCGGCCGCGCGGCGCCCGUGCUCGAGUUCCUCGCCAUGGUGCGCCGCGCGCAAGCCGACGCCACCGCGCAGCUCGGUGAUAAAUGGGUCGGCCACAGCAGAGGACCUCCCAUCAUAGUACAUUGUUCAGCUGGCAUUGGACGAACAGGCACAUUCCUGACGCUGGACAUCUGCCUGUCGCGCCUAGAGGCGGAGGGCGUCGCCGACGUGCGCGGCACAGUGGAGCGCGUGCGGGCGCAGAGGGCGCACUCCAUACAGAUGCCCGACCAGUACGUGUUCUGCCAUCUCGCGGUCAUUGAGUACGCUGUGAUGCAGGGCUACCUUGAAUCAGCCGACUGGACCGGCUUCGACGACGACGACGAGGCGGACGCGGAGUCGGAGUGAGCCCCCCGCGCCCGCCCCCCGCGCCCCGCGCUGCGUCUACUGACCACAGUGUUGCCAUAUCCCCGCCCGCCACACGCCGCGUCGCACGCCUUCCGUUACAGAAAUGCAAAGUUUUGGCGACGAGGUUAACCUUAGCGAAUUUCAGAGUAAAUUGGAUGUUUUAGUUGGGAAAUCUGUCGCUAUGGUACUUGUAAUGAAUGCAUCAAAAGCUGAACUAUUGAUUCGGUUUAGAUAUUUUUAAUAACGUAUUUUAUUGUUGUUUUGAGGGUAAAAAAUUGCUAUGUGAGCCAAAAUUAAGUAUUUCUUAAAAUGGAAGGGAAGUGAUACUAACGCAAGUGCAGUUUCAACACGGCGACAGUGAAAGACUUUACAAAACAAGCCUGUAUCAACACAAAUAGGAUAUAGGACAUUAGUGAAUACUUUACAAUAAACAAUGUACCUACAUUACACGUUAUGAUGAGAAUGUUCCUGUAGCAAGCAUAAGAACUGAAUACAAAUUGGUACUUGGAAUGAAAUCUCAUAUUUAAGUAUUGUUUUUACGAUUGAAACUUAAAAAUUCUUUGACCAAAAAUUAUAAUUUUUACUGUGUCUAUUAUGCUGUAAUGGUUUGAGGUAUGAGUAUUUAGCCAAUGUAAUAUUGGGGGGGUGUUCAUUUAUUUCUGUUUCCAUAACCUCGCAUAUUCGGUGACGAUUUCUUAGUUCAAAAAGGUCUAAGAAAUAGGUAAUAAUUUAUUUUUGAACUAAAUUCCAUGGACUUAUCCCCGUAAAUUACGCCUUCUGUUACUGUGGGACACCCCUCUUAUUUCCGUUAACAUUAAGAAUUUAUUAUUUGUACCUAUUAUUUAUUUAAUUAAAGGAGUAUGGCUGUGUAAAGUUUAUGUCUGUCAUUUAUAUAUUUAGAUAUAUUUAUAUUAAAAUUUCUUACAAUACGCGUUUCUGCAACGUGUUUUUCUAAUACUUUCUGUAAUUUGUGUUCCAUAGAGCCGUCUCGGUAUUGUUCUAGAGAAAAAAGAGGUGCUGGUAGUUUCGACCAUGUGUAUCACGAGUCAUCCAUCUUAAACAUAACUAGACUAACGUAUACGCUAACAUAGACAAAUUUAAAUGCACACAUUAAUAGUACUAACUAGUCGUUAGGAUGGUCUGCCCCAAGUCGAAUCAUAAAUAAAACAGUAUAAAGGAUUUCCUUCUAUGUAAUCAAGCCAUGUAAUGAAGAUUUUUAUUGUACUCUGUAUCGAAAUACAUAUCUAGUUGAAAUCAUGAUCGCAAAGUCAUCAAUCACUGACCACCGUCCUAUACAUAUCGCUUUACGAUAUUACUUUCGCAUUUUCGGCCAUCGAUCGUACACCCUCCACAGAUUGUAUAUUUACCCAUUCAAAAUACAUAUUGUUAUAUUUGAAUUCAUAUGUGUUGAUUUGUAGGAUGUAUCUAUGGCCUUUCGUAAAAGCAUUUGCAUGCAUCCUGCUAUCAAAUAAUCAUACCAAUCCUCACACUUUAUUCUGUCCAGCAUACUAUGUAUUUCUUGGCGUACAUGCAAAAGUCAAAUCAUAGAAACACAACACAUCGUAAUUUAAGCUAAAAUUAUUGUUAUUCUGAAGCAUUACUGUUAUACCUAUAUGUAAAUAGUUUAUUUUUAUUUUCUAUUUUAAAAACUAAAUUAAAUCUCUGAAAAUAUGUGUGAAAAAUAAAAGUUGUAAUAUA
Messenger RNA from Plutella xylostella (diamondback moth), 3892 nucleotides. RefSeq names its product Protein tyrosine phosphatase Meg2 (gene Ptpmeg2). Gene Ontology annotation, molecular function: protein tyrosine phosphatase activity. NCBI's taxonomy places the organism in Eukaryota, Metazoa, Arthropoda, Insecta, Lepidoptera, Plutellidae. The record is from RefSeq and is a predicted model, not a curated record. Gene Ontology annotation, biological process: protein dephosphorylation.